Messenger RNA from Ipomoea nil (Japanese morning glory), 1810 nucleotides. Its product is annotated as serine carboxypeptidase II-3-like. Bases 105 to 1613 code for a protein of 502 amino acids. Gene Ontology annotation, biological process: proteolysis. The record is from RefSeq and is a predicted model, not a curated record. Gene Ontology annotation, molecular function: serine-type carboxypeptidase activity. NCBI's taxonomy places the organism in Eukaryota, Viridiplantae, Streptophyta, Magnoliopsida, Solanales, Convolvulaceae. Gene Ontology annotation, cellular component: vacuole. The transcript is spliced from 6 exons.
UUGACCUGAAACGGUAAAUUCUAUGAAAGUAAUGAACCAAAGCCGGCAACUCACAUUAUAUAUAUUCUGAGUUUCGCGAUACAUAAGUGGGUUGAUUUAAUAUAAUGUUUCACAGGGCGACAAUGAAGGGGGGAUGUAUGUUCAUUCUUCUUGCUGCGGUGGUUCACCUCCUGGUUUUUGCAGAAUGCUACAGCAUUGGGGGGAGGAAAUUUGAUCCACUGGAAUCACUCCUCAAAACCCAGAAACAGAAACGACAAAACAACAAUGCCCAGACGAUAAUAAUGAGCGCUCAGGAUUUGGGUUCUGUGUACAUAGGAGCUCAAGAUGGGUUGAAGGAUGCAGACAAGAUCUCUGCCCUUCCAGGCCAACCAGAAGGCGUGAAAUUUGCACAGUUUUCUGGGUACGUGACUGUGGAUCCCCAGGCCGGCCGUGCCCUCUUCUAUUACUUUGCAGAAUCUGAAACCCCUUCUGACAAACCUCUUGUCUUGUGGCUCAAUGGCGGACCUGGCUGCUCUUCAUUCGGGAAUGGAGGAAUGAUGGAAAAUGGUCCCUUUCGUGUCAAUUCCGAUUCCAAAACUCUCUGGCUAAACAAAUAUGCCUGGAAUAAUGUGGCGAAUGUUAUUUUCCUGGAAUCGCCUGCCGGAGUGGGAUUUUCGUACUCUAAUAGAUCGUCGGAUUAUGUUACCGGAGACAAAAAAACGGCUGCUGAUAACUAUAUCUUUCUCCUGAACUGGCUGGAAAGAUUCCCGGAAUAUAAAACCAGGGACUUGUUCAUUACCGGAGAAAGUUAUGCCGGUCAUUACGUGCCUCAACUAGCUCAACUUAUACUACGUAACAACAAAAUCACCAACCAAACCAUCAUCAACCUUAAAGGGAUUGCCAUUGGGAAUGCGUAUAUCGACGAAGAAACACAAGAUUCUGGGACCUACGAUUUUUACUGGACGCAUGCACUAAUAUCCGACGAGACCCACCGAGGAAUCAUUGCAAAUUGCAACUUCUCGUCUGCAGCAUCUCCGUCUGAUACCUGCGACACCUUUGUGGAUGAUGCAGAUCGUUCUAUGGGCAACAUAUACAGUUACAACAUCUAUGCUCCAUUUUGUUCUUCGGGUUCGGGUUUGUCUUCUUCCUCGGUUCAGGGCUCUAGUAGAGGAUUUGAUCCCUGCUCAUCUGAUUAUAUUUACGUGUAUUUGAACACCCCUGAAGUGCAAAAGGCACUUCAUGCCAAUGUCACAGGGAUUCCAGGGCCAUGGGAUUCUUGCAGUCAAGAUGUCAAUGUCAACUGGGAAGACAUGCCGGAUACAGUAUUACCCACCAUUAAAGAGCUAAUGGGUAGCGGAAUUAGUGUCUGGCUUUACAGUGGAGACAUAGAUGGCAAAGUGGCAGUGACAACAACUACAUAUGCAAUAAACAAGCUUAAUACUUCAGUCAAAACUCCCUGGUAUCCAUGGUACUCCAAAGGAGAGGUUGGUGGCUAUGUGGUCGGAUAUGAGGAUUUGAGCUUUGUGACCAUAAGAGGGGCAGGGCAUUUUGUACCAAGUUAUCAACCUGAGCGUGCCCUAACCUUCUUCUCAGCCUUCGUUGAGGGAAAGCUUCCCCCUAAAUCUGCAGAGUAACUAAAGAGUUGGGAGUUGGAGGGGCCCAUUUAAUUAAAUUAAAGCCCCGACAGGCUGCCUGUGUUGUACUAUUUAAUGAUCUUCUAUAACUUAAACACUUUCAUAGAUUGUUGUUGGGAUGUUAUCUCCUUGUUCGUAUUGUGAAUAAACAAAGUACACAGGUUGCAUUGCAAGGAUUUGAUUUGCACUACUGCACA